Suillus plorans is the source of this 487-nucleotide messenger RNA. RefSeq lists its product as uncharacterized. The transcript is spliced from 3 exons. Bases 36 to 290 code for a protein of 84 amino acids. The record is from RefSeq and is a predicted model, not a curated record. NCBI's taxonomy places the organism in Eukaryota, Fungi, Basidiomycota, Agaricomycetes, Boletales, Suillaceae.
CACAUAUUUGAUAUUGAUAUCGUCUUGCAGCUUUGAUGGAAGCCGAUCCAUGUGCGACAAGCAGCCAGAUUAGCUGGACGCUGGCGGCGUUCCUAAUCAUACAAGGCUGUUAUAUCAUAGAACGCCACAGUCUACGGUCUAUCUGGUCUGCUUCAGCUUUGUUCGUGGCAGAAAACGUUACCGUGGCACUUUCAAAACCGAUCAAGGUGAUGAUUGGCAUGCGAGCACUUCAAGCUGCAGGGCCGAUAUCUACGAUACUCAUGAGCGAGCCUGUCUCGACGAUACCGUGAACAUAUUCGCUUUCGGACCUUGAUGAGCAGUCUCCGCCUUGCUCCCCACGGGAAGCCCGGACAUCGGAUGGAAAGAAGCUUACCUCCACGUCACAUGGCCCGGCGAUUAAGAUCAUCCCGAAUGUCAUAUGGACCAAUUUUUUCACUUCAGGUUGCAGGUCCUAGCUGAGAAGUCGUUGAUGAAUAUAUGUGGCGAG